AUGGAAUUUGACUACAGCGAGGAGCUGCUGGAGGGGCCGCUGAUCCGCCAGGGCGGCCCCCGGCCCGCCGGCGGCGGCCGCAGGAUGCCAGGCGACGAGGACGACGAGGAUGCCCAUGCCGGCCCCAGCGGCUCUGCCAGCCCUGGAGACCCGCCCGAAGACCGGGACGCGUUCGAGCAGUCUGCAGCUUCCCAGCUGGAAGCUGACUCCCCAGAUCAUGAGGAGCACGACGCGGGGCCCUACGGCAGGGGCGGCAGCGGCGGCGGCGGCGGCGGCUAUGACGGGGGCAGAGCAGCGGCGCGGCAAGGCCGUGCUUCGGGCGAGGGCGGCGGCGGCGGCGACGGGGGCGGGGGCGGUGCCUUGGGGCAGCAGCAGCAGCAGCAGCAGCAGCAGCAGCAGCAGCAGCAGCAGCUGCCCGGGGAGUACAAUGCCGCCGAGUUCAAGCACCUCAACGUGACUGACGACGUGCGGGUGCGUGCCAAGAACCCGGCGAGCAAACCUUUGCUGUCCGGCACGUGA
This is a messenger RNA of Monoraphidium neglectum, 519 nucleotides long. RefSeq lists its product as hypothetical. Bases 1 to 519 code for a protein of 172 amino acids. Lineage: Eukaryota; Viridiplantae; Chlorophyta; Chlorophyceae; Sphaeropleales; Selenastraceae. The record is from RefSeq and is a predicted model, not a curated record. The transcript has 3 exons.